UCCGGGAGGCAGCACGCGGAGGUUUUAUGCGUGCGCGUGACCUCUUUUGCCUGGAAAAGUAUCGCGCGUCAACCCGGUCUUCUCGCGGCUUUAUAAUCUUUUAUUUUUCCAUUCUGGGUGGCGGAAGGGGGAAAAGUUGCAGACGUUCGCUUGCAGACAGCUCCGUUUUGGUCUGCUCGCGGAAAUAAAACGUCUGCAACGUCUGCGAAUCUAAGGACGAGCAAAGGAACUCCUGCUUUGGGGGAUGUUGCAAAGAUUUUCCUUGGUUCACAUAGUCGGUGGGUGGCCCUUGGAAACACCUUAUUUUAACAUUCGGGCUAUAAAUACUGCUCUACGAUCGAGACGGAGCGAAAGACUGCGGAGGACACCAGGACGCACGCGGAGCCGGUUAAUCGCCUUAGCCACUCCUUGCCGCAGAGGCUUUCUUACGCUGAACCUGCACUGUACCUAAUAUUUGAGAAAGAAAAUUGGAGAAAUAUCACUGAAUCCUUGGGAGAAUAUUUACAGAAAAGGAAAACAGUAGUGGGUUUUCUUUUUGGAAAAUAAACUUAUCUGCUUGGCAGCAGUUUUUCUCACUGAUUGCAUCUUAACAGCUUGAGCUCUCUUAAGGCACUUCUCUCCUGCUUCCAUCACAGUUGAACAAUUUGCUUGCUCACAGUGCACCUUACCCAGCAAUCAAGAUGAUGCAGAUCUGUGACUCUUACAGCCAAAAACAUUCCCUCUUCAAUGCAAUGAAUCGCUUCAUUGGAGCUGUUAACAACAUGGACCAAACAGUGAUGGUGCCCAGUCUUCUUCGGGAUGUGCCUCUCAUGCUGGAUGAACUGGAUUCAGGGGGUGGUUGUGGAGAAACGGAGCCCCAGUUGACCCCCAAUGGCAGUACCUAUUGUUCUUGUAGAGAUAUGUAUAGUCACUAUAUGUUGCUCAAAUCCAUUCGCAAUGACAUUGAAUGGGGUGUAUUACAACAGGCAAAUGAGGAAACCACUGGAAGGAAGAAGGAUAAGCUGAAUGGGAGCUCUGGUGCCAUGGACAUAAGCCGAGGAAUCCCUGAAGAUGAGGAGGUGGAGGAGGAUUUAGAGAAGCAAUUUCAUUAUCACCUGAGUGGGCUUCACACUGUGCUCUCCAAACUUACCCGCAAGGCCAAUGUACUUACCAACCGCUACAAGCAGGAGAUUGGAGUCAACAACUGGGGGCACUGAAUCAGGGAGGGGGAAAGCACUGCCUGCCUGUUCUGGUGAGAAAAAAAAAACAGAAAUAGGGGAAAUAGGUAUUUGGAAAGGGCUAAGGCAGAAUGCAAGCAAGAAUAGUGUGUGUGUGUGUGAGAGAGAGAGAGAGAAGGGGGGAUUUAAAAAUUGGAGUAUAUCAAGUAGUAAGCUUAGGGUGCAGUAUAAAAUUUUGUGUCUUGGAGACAAGAAUACAAAGAUAAAGUGAAAGGGACUUUUUAUUUUAGAAUUUUACUGUUUACUAUAACCUUUUAGGGAGGCGGAGUGAUAAAUUUCUGCCUCAACUAGCAGGCAUAAUUAGGCAGCCAAGUAUAAAGUUUCCAGAUUCUGAGGACUCAGAAUGAUGUAUAAUGGCCAUGGCUAAUUACUGAAAGAGUUUGUUGUAAUUCUUGGGAAACUGCACAAGUGCAUGUGGUGGUGGCAAUUGUAAAGAUGAUUGUAUCACUUCUUUCCUGAUUUUGCACUAAUUUUGUAACAAAUAUAUGUGUGGAUAUAUGUAAGAACCUAUGAAUUCUCUGCAUGCUUUCAGAAUUGUAGACAUCUUUUUAAUAACACACAAAAAUUAUAUUAACACUAGUUAAAUAUGUUUUUAAAUAUACAGGGUGAACAGUUAUUAUUCAUCUUUAGAUUCAACACUUACCUUUCCAUAUUGCAUAGAAUUGGUUGAGAUGAAACUGCAAGUAUGCGACGUAAAUUAUUUUUGCAGUGGAUAGAGCCAGUUAAUGUCCACCCAUAUUUCAGUGGAGAGUAAAACCAAUUACUUAAUGUGCACUCAUUUCACUGGAAAGAUAGGGUUCCAUUAUUGUUCAUGUAUUGAAGAUUAUUUAAACUUUUUAUUCAGAUGUGGAAUAUAUUCUAAAAUAAGAUAUAUUGACUAAAGUUGAUGUAUGUUUGUAUACUAUGGCUCCACUUGAAUUAAAUGCUAAUGUUUACAGUACAGGGACUCUAGGUAUUCUUUACAAGAGAAAUUACUCUUUGUUUUAAUCAAUUUAUUCAAAUUUAUUGUAGGAGCAGUAUUCUCUGUUCACAGCUCUUAUUCCAUGGAUCAGCUCAUCCAUGGAAUUGCAUUAUAUUCCAAAUUAGAUUGUUUAAUUUAUGUAUAUGCUGACUUUCUUUGAUUAAAUUCAAAGCAAAUAGGGUUUCUCAGGGCUUUUUCUAUCAAAGCAUUACAUUUUCAGACCUUCCACAAAGUGUCUUCCACCUAUCCUCUGUUCUGUAUCAGACAGCACUUCUUAGAACUCAUUUAUGUCCAAGAAAUCAUCUGUUUAUUGGUGCUGUUGACUUUUUUUAAGGUAAACACUCAACUCCUGUUUCUUGAUGUAGAAUGAAAGUGGCUUGUCAUCUUAUUCUAAGAUGUUUUUCAGACUACCUAAUCAGUCCUACGCACUUGAAAUGUAUUUCUGGUUUUCUAUCUGCAUACUAGUUAGAUUCAACCUUGCUUAGGUUUCUGAGCACAGGCAAAGUAGGUCAGAUAUUGUAAUUUGUAAAUGAAUACCCAUUUUGUAGUAAAUCAAAGCAAGAUUAAAAUUAUUUACCUUUUAUUAUUCAAGAUAUACAAGAUUAUCUUUCCAUAUAACAUAGUUUUCCAUAUAGUAUAUAUUCUAAAGUUGAUUAUUUAAAAAGGUAUCCAAUUUACUUAAUACAUACUCAAAUUUACAUUGCCAAAAUUGUGCUUGCUAUAAACGUAGGUUUAUCAGAUAUAAUUUAUUUUACAACCAACAGUUAUUUGAGUUUAAAUUAAGAUUUUGAAUAUUGUCUUUGAAAUAAUUGUAAUACUGAAACAAUAGGCAUAGUUAUUUUUCCUUCUAUCUAGACUUAUAACCAGGCCAGAGUAAUUAUAUUAAGAUCCUGACUAAUCCAUAAUCAUCUUAUACCUUCUUUAUACAAUAGGCUUAUUGAUUGGUCCUUUCAAGGCUACCUUUAAAUUGCGAUUUUUAAACCAUGCAAUGUUAAAUGUAGAGAGAGAAGGACCCUUCAAGAUGCAGUUAUAGCCUUUAACUUGUUUAAAAUGCGGUACUAUUGCAUAUGUACUGCCCUGGAUUUUGUUGUCAAUGGCAGCAAAAAGAUGGAUAAAAUCUGUCAAACUAAGCAAGAGGUUUUGUGGAUUUUUUUUAGAAGAGUCUUUCUAGUUUACUUUAAAAAUAAAAUGGCAUAAAAUGAAAUUUAGAUU
This is a messenger RNA of Thamnophis elegans (Western terrestrial garter snake), 3390 nucleotides long. It is a transcript of the gene MID1IP1, whose product is annotated as MID1 interacting protein 1. Gene Ontology annotation, biological process: regulation of lipid biosynthetic process. Bases 681 to 1196 code for a protein of 171 amino acids. Lineage: Eukaryota; Metazoa; Chordata; Lepidosauria; Squamata; Natricidae. Gene Ontology annotation, cellular component: cytosol. The record is from RefSeq and is a predicted model, not a curated record. The transcript has 4 exons.